Molecule: messenger RNA, 4217 nt
Organism: Haemorhous mexicanus (house finch)
Lineage: Eukaryota; Metazoa; Chordata; Aves; Passeriformes; Fringillidae
Gene: FAM114A1
Product: family with sequence similarity 114 member A1
Exons: 14
Coding region: 341-2053 (570 amino acids)
Source: RefSeq, a predicted model, not a curated record
CGGGCGGGACACUAGCCCGCCACCGGUCCGGGCUGGCCUUAGCAUCUCCCUCACAAACUCCCCGUAGAGUAAUACCCUUUGGGCGGAGCUGUCCGAGUUGAUUUGGAUCAGGACAGUGUCACGGAUGAGAGGUUGAGUGGCGCUGACCCCGGGUGCAGCGCGGCUCGUGUGUUCUGACAGACGCGGUGAUUUGCUGUUACGUGCCGUGCUCCUGGAAGGAAGGUUCAGCAGGCAACUGCAGGGACCGAGUGGUACCCAAAAAUGACCCAGUACUGCAAAAAUCCAUGUGCACGUCUGUGUGAUCCUUUAAAAAGUGCUGGGCAUACUCAGAGAACUGAAAAUGUCUGAAGACAUAGCUGAUGGCACCCCAUCUGAAGAAAAACCUGAAGUAAUGGAGAUGCCCAGUAAUGAGGUAUUGCCUCAUGAAUCAGUACCACACCUCGUAGAAGCUGAGAUCUUGAAUGAGUCUUCACAAGAUCAACAUGGACAGGUCACUCAGAAUGUUAGUAAUGGAGAGGAAGGAGACACAGUCAUUAAUGAAAACCCUUUGACUGAAAAACUCGUUGAAAGCCUGCCUUCCAGCCUGCCUUCCAGCGUGCUUUCCAGUGAAGAUACAGCUAGAGACACGCCCACCGAGUGCAUUGAAACUGUAAACCUUGAUGCAGAACCUGAAUUGGAAGAAACACUGCAUGAGCAAAGCAAUCCAGCUGCAGACUCCUCAUCUAAAGCAAGCAGAUGGGGAGCUUGGGGUACCUGGGGAAAGUCUCUCCUGUCAUCAGCUUCUGCCACAGUGGGUCAUGGGAUAACAGCAGUAAAGGAAAAAGCAGGAACUACCCUAAGAAUUCAUAGUGGAAGUUCAGCAUCUCUGGAAACAGCAGAGCCUCCUGCAGCUGAGACACCAGUUACUCAAGCAGAAGAUUCUCUGGCCCAAAGCUCUUCUGAAAAUAUUCUUUCUUCAUCUGGAUCUCGUGGCAUGCUGUCAGCUAUCACUAGUGCUGUACAAAACACAGGGAAAAGUGUAUUAUCUGGAGGCUUAGAUGCUUUGGAAUUUAUUGGGAAGACAACCAUGAAUGUCCUUGCAGAAAGCGAUCCUGGAUUUAAGAGAACCAAAACACUCAUGGCAAGAACAGUCUCACUAUCUCAGCUGUUGCGAGAAGCCAAAGAAAAAGAGAAACAGAGACGGGCCCAGCAAGUUACAGUAGAAAGAACAGCACAUUAUGGACUACUUUUUGAUGAAUUCCAAGGUUUGUCUCAUCUUGAAGCUCUGGAAAUCCUGUCAAAUGAAAGUGAAGCUCAGAUUCAAUCACAUUUAGCAACACUUAAUGGAGAACAGUUGGAGACUGUGAAAAAUGAUUUAAUUGCUAUAAAAGAGAUCUUUGUUCCAAAGGAAUUAGAUGAUGAAGUGGUGCAGGCACAAAAAGCAGAUACAGGAGAAGAGUUUGUCAGCAUGCUCACAGAACUGCUGUUUGAAUUGCAUGUUGCUGCUACUCCUGACAAGCUAAAUAAGGCUAGGAAAAAAGCUCAUGAAUGGCUGGAAGAAGCCAGUUUGUCCACCCCAGUAGACAUAGAAGAGGAGCUAAAUGAAAAACCUGAAGAACCUGAUGAAGAAAAGACUCAAAAAGACAAUAAAAUUGAGAGUGAUAAAACAGGAGUAGAAAAAAGCAAAACUGUGGAGGAAAUCUACAUGCUGUCCAUUGAAAGUCUGGCUGAGGUAACUGCUCGUUGUAUUGAACAGCUUCAUAAAGUAGCAGAAUUAAUUCUACAUGGGCAGGAAGUAGAAAAAACAGCUCAAGAUCAAGCAAAAGUACUGACACAUUUAACAAGUGCCAUGUGCAAUGAAGUUUCAUCUUUAUCAAAGAAGUUUUCUGAUUCUGUAACAGCAGCUGGGAGCAAUAUGAAGGCAGAGGUUCUUAACCCUAUCAUCAACAGUGUGCUAUUAGAGGGCUGCAACAGUACUACUUAUAUUCAGGAUGCUUUCCAGUUACUGCUUCCAGUUCUGCAGAUUUCCCAUAUCCAGACCAGUUGUUCAAAAGCCCAGGAGCUGUCAGCUUGAGAGCAGCCACAGACCUGAAGUCUUGAGCUGUGCCAAGAGAAGAGCUGGUACAAGAAAUGUCUGGCCACUAGAGUUCUUUGAAGACACUAAAUGCGGUUUUGCACACACAGUACUGAACAUUUUUAAACUCUUUCAGACUUUAAGACUUUAGAAGUAGUUAGUAAAGUGAGAAAUUUCUUUUCCAGUGCAGUUCAUGCUUUGCAUUAAUUUAAACAGAAGUUUCUUGAUAUUAGCAUUGACUUAAAUAUGGAUUCUAAAUGUUGACCCUUUCAGUUGUAAACAAUGUAUGAAACAAAUUGGAAUGUAAAGUUUCUUAAAACAUUUCACUUCAAAUUAUCAUUUAUAUUGUUUUUAUUGUAACUGAAGUUUAAAAACUGUAUUUCAGAAGAUGGUUUCAGUUUUUAAUUUUGCCAACAUGAACAAAUUAUCAAAGUGUUGAGCUUGUUAAGUAUUAUUUCCAGUAGCAAAUAAUAACAUCAUAUUAAUAUGUACCACUAACAUAACACUUUGUAUUGAAGGAGUUGCACAGUAAUAAGUAUUAACUUUACUAAGUGAAAAUUAUGGAGGUUAUGCAUAAAGAAUUAUACUGAAAAGAAAUUUUCUGAGCCAGUUAAGAUUACGGGUAUAGCUCUGUAUUUGCUGACCCAUAAGUUUGUAUUAAUUUAUGUCCAUUUCAUCAUUUCAGUGGUUGAACAACACAGGAAACAAAAGUAAUCUCUUUAAUAUGCAAGGGAUAGAAAAUUUCCCUUUUGUUUGGCAAUCGAAACACCUGCUAAACAACCUUCUCUCAGAUGUACUACCGGGUUAACACUUUGGGGGUUACUGAUGCCAACAGUUCAGGAAUAGAAGUUGUAGCAAGAACUUAUGAAAUAAUUGCUUUGGGCGUGGAGGUCAUAUGUCAGAGCAGUCAUCUUUUUCUGAGGCAAUGGUGAAGGCAUAAGCAAGCAAUAGGAAUGACAUUUCAUAACAACACUAGCAACCAUGCUAAUUUGUCUGUAUCUUUAGUUUAAAAUACUGAGCUUUGGACCUAAGAAUUUGUUUAGGCUUAGACAGGAAGAAACUUCCAAUAUUUUACAUAGCAUGUUCUCUUGAAUUUUUGUCAUUUAUUAUGUUUCUUUCCGUUAUUUUGUAUUUUUCUCUCUUGGUAUACUCAUUAAUUGUAUUUAAGUGCUAAUUUUUACAAUUAACAUUUUAAUACAUUUAAGCAUAGUUCAUACAUCAUAAAAAUAAUUAAAUAGUGUGUGAGGCAGUUUCUGUGUUUGAUAGAAAAGAGAAACCGUGUAUCUGCUUUGCACAUGGUAAUUUUUUGAGUCCAAAUAAGUGGACAGAAAGGUCUUUUUGUGUUUAACACUAUUGUGGUUCCUGUUCCUCUGUCACACUUUUCCGUUUUUUGUUGUUUAGAGAUGAAAUUUUCCAUGACUUUUCCAUUUUUUGUUGCUUAGAGAUGAAAUUUUCCCUAUCCCUGAAAUAAGGUUUAUUACGCAAAAUCUAUUUCCUGGCACUCUGUAAUUUAACAGACAUAGAGAUAUCUUCCUGGGUAAGUAGAAGAUGUACAGUCUUCAAAUUCAUUUGUACAGGCUGAAUAUAAUAUCAGAAGCCUCAGGGGAUAAUGUUUGAAAUCACUGAGGGGCAUUCUUAAGACAAAGAUUGCUUGUCUGAGAUACUCCUUACUAGAGGUUUCAUUGUCUUGCUUAAAUUAUGCAUUUAUGAAUAAAGUACCUUACCCUGAUGUAAAAGAAGCUAUAAAAGGUAACAUGAAGACCUAAAGUAUUUACAACCAUACAAUGUAGGGAGGAGAGCAGGGCAGUAUGUAAGCAUAGGGAUACUCCCAUCUGAUCUUAGAUUCAAUCAUCUUCUCCUAGGAAAACUGAAUGUCAUAUCUUUAAAUCAACUUUUGGUAAAUAAUAUUCCAGUAGAAAAGUACUGUAUGGAUAUAGCCAGAAUAUUUUGUUUACACUGAUUUGUAUUUUUCCACCAGUCAAAUAAAUAAUUUGAGAUACUGAACUGAGACAGUACACUAAAAGGGAGUGGUUUGAAGGAUAAUGUGGUGGGAGUAUAUUCUCAGUGAAGUAACUUACUUUCUUAUUUUUUGAUUUACCUUUGGAAUGAUGAGUAUGAUUUUACUGGGAGACUGACAAAAAGAGAUGCUGCCUUAAACUUUUAA